AUGGAGGUGGACAAUCGCACCAUCCUGACUGAAUUCAUCCUCGUGGGCUUCUCAGCAGACCCCCAAUGGCAGCUGAUUCUAUUUGGAAUAUUUCUAACCAUCUACUUGUUGACCUUGUCAGGGAACAUGAUACUGGUUGUCUUAAUUCGUAUAGAUUCGAGACUACAUACACCUAUGUAUUUUUUCAUCGGCAAUCUGUCAUUUUUGGAUUUCUGGUAUACUUCUGUAUAUACCCCCAAAAUAUUGGCCACUUGUGUCUCAGAAGACAAACGUAUUUCCUUGGCUGGCUGUGGGGCUCAGCUGUUCUUCUCCUGUGUUGUGGCCUACACUGAGUGCUACCUGCUCGCAGCCAUGGCUUAUGACCGACAUGCUGCUAUUUGUAGCCCCUUGCUGUAUUCAAGCGUCAUGUCCACAUCUCUCUGUACUGGGCUAGUGUCUGGCUGUUACAUAGGAGGGUUUUUGAAUGCCAUAGCUCAUACUGCAAACACCUUCCGGCUAACUUUCUGUGGUAAAAAUGUUAUUGAUCACUUUUUCUGUGAUGCACCACCAUUGGUAAAAAUGUCCUGUACAGACACCCGUGUCUAUGAAAAAGUCCUCCUGGGUGUGGUGGGCUUCACUGUGCUCUCCAGCAUCCUUGCCAUCCUGGUUUCUUACUUCAACAUCCUUCUGGCUAUCUUGAGGAUCCGCUCAGCCUCAGGAAGACGUAAGGCAUUCUCCACCUGUGCCUCUCACCUGGUCUCUGUCAUGCUCUUCUACGGCUCCUUGCUCUUCAUGUAUUCAAGGCCUAGUUCAACCUAUUCUCUAGAAAAGGAUAAAGUGGCCGCCCUCUUCUACACUGUAGUCAACCCAUUGCUCAACCCUCUUAUCUAUAGUCUGAGAAACAAAGAUGUCAAAGAUGCCUUCUGGAAAGCAACACAGAUAAUAAGACCACACACAUGA
This is a messenger RNA of Acomys russatus (golden spiny mouse), 939 nucleotides long. RefSeq names its product olfactory receptor 9G4. The transcript has a single exon. Gene Ontology annotation, cellular component: membrane. Bases 1 to 939 code for a protein of 312 amino acids. Gene Ontology annotation, biological process: sensory perception of smell; G protein-coupled receptor signaling pathway. The record is from RefSeq and is a predicted model, not a curated record. Lineage: Eukaryota; Metazoa; Chordata; Mammalia; Rodentia; Muridae. Gene Ontology annotation, molecular function: G protein-coupled receptor activity; olfactory receptor activity; odorant binding.